Arachis stenosperma is the source of this 543-nucleotide messenger RNA. RefSeq lists its product as uncharacterized. Lineage: Eukaryota; Viridiplantae; Streptophyta; Magnoliopsida; Fabales; Fabaceae. The record is from RefSeq and is a predicted model, not a curated record. The transcript has a single exon. The coding region runs from base 1 to 543 and encodes 180 amino acids.
AUGGGUGCAGCCUUAUCGCAGGUUAUCAGGGAGUCUCCCGUUCAUGCCACUAGAGCUUUUAUGAAAGAUGCUAAGUUUGAAUUCGAUAGAAUCAAGGGCUUGAAGGAUGAGCUUGAUGCUAAGGUAGCUAAGUUGGAGUUGGAUUUAGAGAAUGAGAAAUCUCAAGCUACUACUGCUGAGGCAUCUGCCAAUUUAGCUGAGGAGAUGGCAAAGAAGUCUAAAGAGAGCUACACCCGCACAUAUGCUGAGUUGUUGGAGACUAGGGAGAGACUUCAGUCCGUCCAAGCUGAUUAUGUCGAGCUCCAAGGUCAUCUGGUGGAUAGUGUGAUCGAUGCGUAUGAAAACUUGAAAGCCCAGGUCCAGGUUCUUGCCCCUGAGCUUGAUCUUACCCUAUUCAGCUUGGACAAUAUGGUGGAGGAUGGCAGAAUUAUGCCUGCUCCUGACGAUGAGGAGGAAGGUCCUCCCCUUGUGCUGCGAGACAAAGUUACUGUAGCUUUGGCCUCUUCAGCUCCUUCUGGCAAGGUGUUGCUGAUGAGCGGAUAA